Messenger RNA from Abrus precatorius (Indian licorice), 2084 nucleotides. RefSeq names its product integrin-linked protein kinase 1-like. The transcript is spliced from 11 exons. Gene Ontology annotation, biological process: protein phosphorylation. The record is from RefSeq and is a predicted model, not a curated record. The coding region runs from base 167 to 1429 and encodes 420 amino acids. Gene Ontology annotation, molecular function: protein kinase activity; protein binding; ATP binding. Lineage: Eukaryota; Viridiplantae; Streptophyta; Magnoliopsida; Fabales; Fabaceae.
GCUCGGGAGUUGACACUCAAAAGAUGGUUCGGUUGGAAGGAGUAAAGGUCAAAGCUAUAGUGUGUGAACAGAAAAGGGAAGGCCAAACGAGAAAAGAUUAACCGACACUUGAACCAAUCUUUGAUUUCAUUCGUGAAACCAAGCAAUCGUUUUCAAGUUAGAAACGAUGAGUUCCGGUAGCAGUGACAAAGAGAAGGAGAAGGAGAAACAGAGGGUGAGUCGCACGUCGUUGAUCCUAUGGCACGCGCACCAAAACGACGCCGCAUCGGUGCGAAAGCUCCUGCAAGAGGAUCCUUCGUUGGUUAUGGCCAGAGAUUACGAUAACCGCACGCCGCUCCACGUGGCAUCCCUCCAUGGUUGGAUCGACGUUGCCAAUUGCUUAAUUGAAUUCGGCGCUGAUGUAAACGCGCAAGAUCGUUGGAAAAACACCCCUCUGGCGGAUGCAGAAGGAGCUAAGAAGAGUAACGUGAUCGAGCUUUUGCAAUCCCAUGGAGGCUUGUCUUAUGGGCAAAAUGGAAGCCAUUUUGAACCAAAGCCUGUUCCGCCACCGUUGCCUAACAAGUGUGAUUGGGAAGUUGACCCUUCUGAACUUGACUUCUCCAACUCGGCGCGUAUUGGAAAGGGGUCUUUUGGUGAGAUUUUGAAAGCCCAUUGGCGUGGAACGCCAGUUGCUGUCAAACGUAUUUUACCAUCUCUUUCAGAAGAUAGACUGGUGAUUCAGGACUUCAGGCAUGAAGUCAAUUUGUUGGUGAAGCUUCGACACCCCAACAUAGUUCAGUUUCUUGGAGCUGUCACUGACAGGAAGCCCCUUAUGCUAAUUACUGAGUAUCUAAGAGGGGGUGAUCUUCAUCAGUACCUCAAAGAAAAAGGUCCACUUAGUCCCUCAACAGCUAUCAACUUUUCCAUGGAUAUUGCCAGAGGAAUGGCCUAUCUACAUAAUGAACCAAAUGUUAUAAUUCAUCGAGACCUAAAGCCAAGGAAUGUUCUUUUAGUCAAUUCUAGUGCUGACCAUUUAAAAGUUGGAGAUUUUGGAUUGAGUAAGCUUAUCACAGUCCAGAGUUCUCAUGAUGUUUACAGGAUGACUGGUGAAACUGGUAGCUACCGUUAUAUGGCUCCUGAAGUUUUCAAACAUAGGAGGUAUGAUAAGAAAGUUGAUGUGUACUCCUUUGCAAUGAUUUUGUACGAGAUGCUUGAAGGUGAACCACCUUUUGCAAGUUAUGAACCUUAUGAUGGAGCAAAGCGCGCUGCUGAGGGCCACAGGCCUACUUUUCGAGCAAAGGGUUAUAUCCCUGAAUUACAAAAUUUAACAGUGCAGUGUUGGGCUGCUGACAUGAAUCAGAGGCCUUCCUUCAUAGAGAUCCUUAAAUGGCUUGAAAAGAUCAAGGAGAAUUUACCUUCAGAUCAUCACUGGCACUUGUUUACUUCAUAAAUGUCUACUAAACGGCUUGAAAAUACCAAGGAGAAUUUACCUUGAGACCAUCACUGGCAGUUGUUCGCUUCAUAGAUGUCUAAGAGCAUUAAUAUGUUCAGAAAUUCAGGUGAUUUAUGUUUCAUUACCGUUCCAGUUUGCUGCUGGAUCUUAUGGAUUGGUAGAGCUAACUGGAAAACCUGCAAAGCCAUACUUGUUUUCAACUGUUUGGAUUAAUGAGAAGACCAGGUGUUGAUUGCCCUUCUCUGGUUUCUACGUUUUUAUGCUGUUAAAGCUCUCGUUCCAUUCAAGUGAGCAUAUGCAAGUGGUUGUUUAAAGUUAAGCGUUUCAAGUGUACAAACUGAGGAAGUAGGCCACACCAAUGCUAUCCGUUGUGUUAUGCUCCAUCUCUCGUUUAAAAAGAUAAUAGUAGCUUCCACUCUUGUAUUAUGCUUUACCAAUUCCUGUGGUACAGAUGCUACCAACUUUUUUGGGGUUGCGCUUCUCGUGGGAAUUUAUUUUCUUCGCUUAUUUCACGUGAAUUCAGUGAUCUGCUGUGAAAAAUCGUGUCAAUGGUGGAUUCAAUUUCCGGAGCUGUUUAGUUUUUAAUUACAAAGAGUAUGUCAAAAAAUGUAUUUAAAAAAAUGGGAGAGAAUGCAUUGUUAGGAUUUUUAUU